CUCAUACGUCAUACAUCUUUAACAGUCAAAAUCAGAUUCAUAUUGAACGUUUGUUCACAGGUGCUGACACCAUUGUCCAUGCACCAGUAAAAUUUAUAUAUCCAGGCUCCAGAAGCAACCACAUUGAUCAAGUCAGCAACGAACUGGGUAUCGUGCCAUCAACAACGGCGCCAAUGCGAAAGUAGAAUUUAAACACGACUCACUCAGGCUCUCCAGUUGUGUCACUUUGACUGGAUGCCAGCCCGUCUGUGGGCAGCCUAAAUACAGUGUCAUUGAUUUUCAAUCUAUUGGCGUUACAAGCGCAUUUAAAGCCUGGGCAACAACAUGCAUGCUGCCAAAGCAGUAAGGACGACGACAAAGGAGAAAUGCAUGAUUUGUACAAGGUGAUACGGGCUUUGCAAAGGGGAAUCUUGCUAACUAAUGUCACUGAGGUGAGGGGUACGCUAAACACGGCUUGCUUUUAUAUUGCGAAAAUAAUCUUGUGGGCAAUGCUUGAAGUUUUAUUGGUUUGGCAGUUUGGUUGCGCCUGGUGCAUACCAAUAUCGGUUGCGCCAGUGGUGAAUGACAAGACUGGCAAGCGAGGAUGUCGGAAGAACAUUUUGGAGGUACAUUGACCCAAUGGACAAAAUUUUUUUAAAAAAAAACUAUUAGAGUCCCAGAAUCUGCAGAUAGUAAGCAAUCCUGAAUUCCCUCUUCGAGAUCCAUAACCAGGAUAUUGUGUCGGGCAAGCUUUACUUGUUGACUUGAAGAACACAGCUCAUUGGACAACCACCAGCGGAAGUGAUGCUCUCUGGCACAUAUAUAUGCGGUUAUAGAUUUGAUGAGGACUUCCAGCUUCUUGCCUCAAUGGUUUGGAUGCUCAAUACUAUUUGGCAGGUCCUCGCACUGUGUCUGUCAGUCUGGAUUGCUAUGAAACACUUCCGUCACCUGCGACGACUCGGCCCAUCAAAAGGAUCGACCAUAGGGGACUGUUUCAGAGUGCUGAUAAAAUCUCGCGUGCUUUAUUUCGCA
Molecule: messenger RNA, 1011 nt
Organism: Suillus subalutaceus
Lineage: Eukaryota; Fungi; Basidiomycota; Agaricomycetes; Boletales; Suillaceae
Exons: 3
Coding region: 366-614 (82 amino acids)
Source: RefSeq, a predicted model, not a curated record